AUGGACCAGCAGUUUGUCUCCCAAAUGGAGCAGUUGCUCAGCGCUGUUAUCCAGCCCAACUCGGUCUCGCUCAAAGAGGCUACUAAAACGCUACAGACACAGUUUUACACGCAGCCCACGGCUCUUCCAGCGUUGCUGAGUAUCCUGCAAAACGGAUCCAACGAUGGACUCAAACAGCUAGCCGGUGUUGAAGCUAGAAAACUGGUCGCUACUCAAUGGAGUGCCCUGGACGCGUCCGUUCAGAGCGAGAUCAAGAGCUCUUUGCUGAACAGCGCUUUCUCCGAGCCAAAAGAGAUUGUGCGUCAUGCAAACGCGCGUGUUAUUGCUGCUAUCGGAAAUGAAGAGCUAGACGAGAAGAAAUGGCCCGAGUUGGUCCCAAGUCUGAUUCAAGCUGCAUCCGGAAACGACAGUAAAAUCGGUGAGACAGCCGUUUUCAUCCUGUUGUCUUUGCUUGACAACAUGAACCCAGAGCUAAACCUUUACAUCGGGGACUUUUUGAACCUCUUUGCUCACACUAUGAGCGAAUCGUCCACUCUCGAGACCAGGUCUUUGUCGGCUCAAGCUUUGAACCAAGUUUCGAACUUGAUCGAAGAAGAAGGUCAAAUUAACCCUGACUAUGCUACCAAGUUUUCGGCCUUGAUCCCCGCCGUCGUCGGUGUUUUGGAGGCUUCCAUCAAGGCUGAAGACACAGCCAACACCAAAUUGAUUUUCAACUGUUUGAACGACUUCUUACUGUUGGACUCUCAAUUGACCGGUAGCAGUGUCACUGACCUGAUUAAGCUUGCUUUGCAAAUCGCAGUGAACAAAGACGUUGAAGAAGAAGUUCGUGUUUUCGCCGUUCAAUUCGUUACCUCCGCCCUCUCUUUCAGGAAGUCUAAGAUCAUACAAGCCAAAUUGGGUCAUGAAAUCACCAUGGCGGCGCUCAGGGUGGCCUCUGAGGAGAUUGACGUUGACGAAGAACUAAACAAUGAAGACGAAGCCGGUGAGAACGAGGAAAACACGCCAUCUUUGACAGCAGUCAGACUUUUGGCCUUUGCCUCUUCCGAGCUACCUCCAUCUCAGGUUGCUGUUCCAAUUGUGGAGCAUUUGCCAGCGAUGCUGCAAUCUUCUAAUCCUUUCGAGAGAAGAGCCAUCUUGCUAGCUAUCUCUGUGGCAGUUACAGGUUCGCCAGAUUACAUUUUGUCGCAGCUGGAGAAGAUUAUUCCUGCUUCCAUCGCUGGUUUGAAGGAUGAUCAUCCUGUUGUUCAACUGGCCGCUUUGAAAUGUAUCUCUCAAUUGACCACAGAUUUGCAAGAUGAAGUGGCCAAGUUUCAUGAGGAUUAUCUACCUCUUAUUAUGGGCACCAUUGACUCUGCUAAAAACGUUGUCAUUUACAAAUAUGCAACUGUUGCCUUGGAUGGCUUGCUAGAAUUCACUGCAUACGAGGCCAUUUCGAAAUACCUAGAACCUUUGAUGAACAAGCUUUUCCACAUGCUCGACACCAACAUUUCUUCCAAGUUGAGAGCCGCCAUCGUGUCUGCUAUUGGCUCAGCUGCUUUCGCUGCUGGUUCUGCUUUCUUGCCAUACUUCAAGACAUCUGUUCAAUAUUUGCAACAGUUUAUUGAAAACUCCGGUCAGAUCGAAGGUAUGUCUGAGGAUGACAUUGAGCUAAGAGCUUUGACUUUCGAGAACAUUUCUACCAUGGGUAGAGCAGUGAGAUCGGAAGCAUUUCACGAAUUUGCGGAACCUCUGCUAAACUCUUCUUACGAAGCCAUCAAGACUGACUCUGCAAGACUUAGAGAGUCUGGCUACGCGUUCAUCGCUAACAUGGCCAAGGUGUACGGUAAAGACUUUGCUCCAUUUUUGGCAACUAUUCUGCCAGAGAUUUUCAAAACCUUGGAGCAGCAAGAGUAUCAAUUCAACAUUGAUGAAGAUGCCGAUGAUUUGGCAGAGCUGGAGGCAGAUGACCUGCAGCAGAAGUUUACCGUGAACACCGGUAUUUCUUACGAGAAGGAAGUUGCCGCUGCUGCCCUUUCGGAGCUUGCUGUCGCAACGAAGGAGAACUUUUUGGAGUACGUCGAACAAUCUCUCAAAGUGUUGAACGAGCAAGUAGAGGAAUCUUACGGUCUAAGAGAAACUGCUCUUCACACGAUAUGGAACAUCGCUAAAGCUCUUCUGCAAACUGCCAACGUCAAGGAGAACGAAUACCCUGUCGGUGUUCCUUCCGCUUCUUACGUCGACAGCAACAUCCUGGCCGUUGUUCAAAGUAUCAGAGCUACCUCCCUUGACAAUUUGACUGAGGAAUUCGAAACCUCCAUGGUCAUCACUAUUUUGGAGGAUUUCGCCGAGAUGAUCAGAAAGUUUGGUGCUAUCGUGGUGAUUGACAACGGCGACUCUUCUUCUUUGGAGAGAUUGUGCGUUGAAGUCAUGUCGGUGUUGAAAGGCAGUCAUGCUUGCCAAACAAUCGAUUACGAGGAGGAUGUGCCAAAAGACGAGGACAUUGAUGCCUCUGAAACGGAAGCCGCGCUUUUGGACUGCGCAUUGGAAGUUUUGGUAAGCUUGUCGUACGCUUUGGGAGGUGACUUCCCUAAGGUUUUCGAAAGUUUUAAGCCAGUUGUUCUCAACUUGUUCCAAUCCAAGUCUAAGAACAAGAGAUCAGCUGCUGUCGGUGCAGUCUCUGAGAUCGCUGAGGGUCUAAAGGAUGCGAAUCCUUUUGUUCAAGACAUGCUUGAAGCUCUGAUCGUGAGAUUGACGACUGACAAGUACCUAGAAGUCAGAGGCAAUGCCGCCUACGGUGUCGGCUUGCUCUGCAAGUACGCUUCUUUCGACGUGUCUGCUAUCUACCCACCAGUUUUGAGAGCCAUGUACGAAUUGCUAAGCACUGCUGAUCAAAAGGCGCUUGCUGCGGAGGACGAUGAAGCUACCAGAGAAAUCGUUGACAGGGCUUUCGCCAACGCUACUGGCUGCGUGGCCCGCAUGACUCUGAAAAACGAGACAUUGGUUCCACUAGAGCACACUCUCCCCGCGCUUCUGGGCCAUCUACCCUUGAACACCGGUUACGAAGAAUACGACCCCAUCUUUGAGCUGAUUGUGAAUCUUUACCAGUCUAACAACAACCUGAUUGUGAACGAAACUCCUAAGGUGCUGGACUUUUUCGAAGCUGUGUUCACCAAGGAAGCUGAAAGAGUCAGACUAGAGCAAGAGUCUACCCUAGGCAGAGAAGAAAACAUGGACAGAAUGAAGCAGUUUCAGUCUUCUGAAAUGCAAACCAAGGUGAUCGAUCUGCUCAAGUACCUCAACACUACCUACAACGGUGCCGUUGCUCAAAAGCCUGUUUUGGCACAAGUGAUCGCUUAA
Molecule: messenger RNA, 3336 nt
Organism: Lachancea meyersii CBS 8951
Lineage: Eukaryota; Fungi; Ascomycota; Saccharomycetes; Saccharomycetales; Saccharomycetaceae
Source: the annotation of a GenBank genome assembly